Messenger RNA from Dromaius novaehollandiae (emu), 967 nucleotides. RefSeq names its product cysteine rich transmembrane module containing 1 (gene CYSTM1). Lineage: Eukaryota; Metazoa; Chordata; Aves; Casuariiformes; Dromaiidae. The record is from RefSeq and is a predicted model, not a curated record. Gene Ontology annotation, cellular component: extracellular exosome. The transcript is spliced from 3 exons. Bases 255 to 587 code for a protein of 110 amino acids.
AUUGGCUGAGCGGGCAGGCGCAGAGGAGGUGCGGAGGCUCCGCAGCUCGCGCAGCGGGUAACCGCGGAGCGCGCGCGCGCACGGAAGCACGGGCUCGUGACGUCCCCUCCUCCCCCCAGCCCGAUUCUUAUUUAGCCGUCGGGCGACUAGCUCCUCCCCUUGUUUUCUGACGUCACUGCCAGCGGUGGGGGGAGCAGCAGGUGCAAGCGGCGGCGCGAGACGGGCAGUGCCUCAGGACAGAUUCUACAUCUCACAUGAACUACGAAAAUCCUCCACCCUACCCUGGCCCAGGCCCAACUGCUCCAUACCCACCCUAUGCACAACAACCAGGUGGUCCUCCGGGCCCAUACCCAGGUUAUCCUCCAGGGCCGUAUCAGCCAGGUCAACCAGGCUAUCAAGGUUAUCCGCAGUAUGGAUGGCAAAAUGCACCUCCGCCUCCACCUCCAGGACCAGUCUAUGCAGAUGGGCCUAAAAACACAGUGUACGUCGUGGAGGAGCGGCGGAGGGACGACACGGGUGAGAGUGCCUGCCUGACGGCAUGUUGGACUGCGCUCUGCUGCUGCUGCCUCUGGGACAUGCUGACCUGACUGCUGAAGCCGCCUCUCAUACCUCUCACCGAGUGCUAUGCAGUCUCCUGACUUCUGUCCUCACUUCUUUCUGUUACUGUAAUCAAUGCUCUGCUUUGCACAGCCAAGAGUUCCUGUCUGUCAGCUGUAGCGCCAUGGGGGGGGUGGUGCACUCCUUUAUUUUAGUAAAGGAAAAUCCCUUUUUAACAUUUCUAAGACUUUUGUUGUAACUUUGAAGAAUAUGUUAAUGGUAUAUUUUGGCCAAAGGCAUUCUGAUAAAUACAUAUUUUAUCAGUUGAAAUGUUCCUAGUCCUAGAAAUGAAGAUAUAUGCAAUAAUUAAAGCCAACAGUUGAUUUUCUUUGCUAGGUCCUGAUUGUUUCAAUAAAUCUGUCCAACAGAG